UUCUCCAUCUUUUCAUCUUGUUUUUGCUUUUAAAUUUAAAUAUUUCUCUAUCUUCAAUAAAGAAAAAAAAAUGUCCACAAGAAGAUCAAGAUCAAGACAAUCAACAGCUUCAAGAAUAAGUGAUGAUCAAAUCAACGAUCUUGUUUCCAAGUUGCAACAACUUCUACCUGAAAUCCGUAGUCACCGCUCGGACAAGGUAUCAGCUUCAAAAGUGCUACAAGAGACAUGCAACUACAUCAGAAGCUUGCAUCGAGAUAUCGACAGUUUAAGCGACCGACUCUCCGAGUUGCUCGAGAACACCGAUCCGACUCAGGCUUCCAUCAUUAGGAGUUUACUUAUGCAGUAACUAAUUAGACCAUCAUCUUCUACACAAAUAACCAUUUUUCUCUUUCUUUCCCGCUAUAAUGUAUCGUCGUACUAUGUAACUUAGGGUCUUUUCUGUCUAUCUUACAUCACAAAUGAGUUUUUAGAUUUGUUUAGUUGAGCAUCAUAUAAUGUAAUAACAGAUAUUAUUUCUUAGAGAAGUUUCACUGUUGCUUUUAAAA
This is a messenger RNA of Helianthus annuus (common sunflower), 545 nucleotides long. RefSeq names its product transcription factor PRE6. Bases 71 to 346 code for a protein of 91 amino acids. NCBI's taxonomy places the organism in Eukaryota, Viridiplantae, Streptophyta, Magnoliopsida, Asterales, Asteraceae. The transcript is spliced from 2 exons. Gene Ontology annotation, biological process: regulation of growth; regulation of DNA-templated transcription. Gene Ontology annotation, molecular function: protein dimerization activity. The record is from RefSeq and is a predicted model, not a curated record.